Endocarpon pusillum Z07020 is the source of this 612-nucleotide messenger RNA. RefSeq lists its product as uncharacterized. The transcript has a single exon. Bases 1 to 612 code for a protein of 203 amino acids. Gene Ontology annotation, molecular function: phosphopantetheine binding. Lineage: Eukaryota; Fungi; Ascomycota; Eurotiomycetes; Verrucariales; Verrucariaceae. The record is from RefSeq and is a predicted model, not a curated record.
AUGAUCCCGACGGCUGAAGACCCGAGCGUCUACUUGGGCGAUAUAUACAUUCUCCAGGGCGACGUGAUCAUUGGCAUGGUAGGCGGCAUUCAGUUCCGCCGGUAUCCGCGCAUCCUGCUCGGGCGCUUCUUCUCUGCGCCGGACGACUCGAAAGCGCCGCCCGUUGCGGUGGCGGCUUCGUCGAAGUCUGCUUCGUCCAAGCCUGCUGCCACCGCGAAACCAGCGGCCCACCAAGCUGCUCCAAAACCUGCACCCGUCCACGUUGCCACUCCCACUCCAAAGCCUGCACCCACUCCUGCACCCACUCCUGCUCCCGCUGCAGCGCCAGCUCCAGCGCCAACUCCAGCACCAGAACCGGCUACCAACGGUGUCCAGGACGCCGACACGACGACCUCCAAGGCCAUCCAGAUCAUUGCCACCGAAGCGGCGCUCGACCUCGCGGAUCUGACCGAUGACGCCAGCGUGGCCGGCUUGGGUGUCGAUUCGCUCAUGAGCUUGGUGAUUGCCGAGAAGUUCCGCGAGCAGCUGGGUGUCGUGGUCUCGGGCAGUUUGUUCUUGGAAUUUCCCACCAUAAAAGACCUGCGUAAUUGGUUGGAGGAGUAUUAUGACUAG